Molecule: messenger RNA, 4252 nt
Organism: Etheostoma spectabile (orangethroat darter)
Lineage: Eukaryota; Metazoa; Chordata; Actinopteri; Perciformes; Percidae
Gene: rnf11b
Product: ring finger protein 11b
Exons: 4
Coding region: 445-909 (154 amino acids)
Biological process (GO): ubiquitin-dependent protein catabolic process
Cellular component (GO): ubiquitin ligase complex
Molecular function (GO): ubiquitin protein ligase activity
Source: RefSeq, a predicted model, not a curated record
UUCGUUGUUCGGCAGCUGCAAACUGGAAAGUCCCUGACAGCCAGAGAGGCUUCAGACAGGAAGACUGCGAUGAGGUUUGUUCAUUUACAUGAAGGAUAUUAAUAUUGUCUUCGUUUCGCUACUUCGGCGGAUAAAAAAAAUCUGUGUGUUUGGGAUUUUUUUUCGAGUAACGUUAGAUGCUCUUUUACAAGAGCUAUCUUAUUUCUCUGUUCGAGCUAGCUAGCUAGUUCUUUGUGUGGCUAACGUUAGCUGCUAGCUGAGGGAUGUUUUGUUGUUGUUAAAGCCCUCCCGUCGUCUGGGAGAGGAGACUCAUCAGCUGUGCAUGGGGACACGCCUUCUCUUCUGCUGACAUUACGUUAUCUGUGAGAUUGGCCCGUGAAAUCCCGCUGAGUAGCGUUAGUAAAGCGACACCGAGAUAGGGGAGAGUUUAACCGAAGGAAGGAGAUGGGAAACUGUCUGAAGUCCCCAACCUCGGAUGACAUUUCUUUGCUACAUGAAUCUCAGUCGGAUCGUGCCAGCUACGGAGACGGUGCUGACCCAGACCUGGAGCCACCGCCCCCUUACCAGGAGCAGAUCCAUGUGCCUAUCUACCACCCAACACCCAGCCAAGCACGACUGGCCACUCAGCUGACAGAGGAGGAGCAGGUUCGCAUCGCACAGCGAAUCGGACUCAUCCAACACCUCCCGAAGGGCGUGUACGACCCGGGGCGGGAUGGCUCUGAGAAGAAGAUCAGAGAGUGCGUCAUCUGUAUGAUGGACUUUGUGUACGGAGACCCCAUUCGGUUCCUGCCCUGCAUGCACAUCUAUCACAUGGACUGUAUAGACGACUGGCUGAUGAGAUCCUUCACCUGCCCCUCCUGCAUGGAGCCUGUGGACGCCGCGCUGCUUUCUUCCUACGAGACCAACUAACACACACACACACACACACACACACACACACACACACACACACACACACACACACAUGCACAAGUUACCCGGUUAGCCUGCUGGACAGGAUUAAAGGAAUGAACAGAGUGUUACUGUUAAGGACGAGCAGGAAGGAGCUGGAUCGUGGAGAGAAGUAAAAGACCGGUACAGACAAUGGGGGUUAUGAGGAUACAAGUGUAAAGGGAAGUCAAGGGGAGGGGAUUAUGGUUAGCUGAUAUGAUUAUAACACUUCCAGGAUUUGCUUUUUAUAUGCGUGAAUACACAAACAGCCGUUCACACCUUGCAGGAGGAAGGCAAUGUGACCACCAUCAUAAGGCUGCAGACUGAUGGACUGCUGAAGCCUGAUUGCUGUACUGUCACACUGCAGGACAAGAGGAAAGAAACACCCUUCAAAAGAUCUACCAGAUGCUUUGACAUGUCUCCAAGUAUGACUCUACACACACUGUUGCAGAGUCAUAUCUGCUGCAAAAACUGCUACCGAUGCAGAUAUGUAAUUUAAAGACUGCUAGAACUGCACAUCAGACUACGGACAUCAGAUAUAUUCUUCAGACACACCACAGGCCUUCACUGGACCACGGCACCCAGGCCCGUAGUUGUCUGUCUGUAUAGAUCUUUUAUCAGAAAAAUAAGAUUGGUCGUAGGAUUGAUUGAUCGACCCGUAGCUUUGUGAAAUUUGUUCUGUGUUUGUUUUGUCAGUCAGCAUAAGGGCUUUGUUGAACCAGUAUAACACAGAUAUGAUAAAGGUACAAUACAGUAUGUGUUUUUGUCACUAAUGUGAUAGAUAGCUGGUCGACUGUUGCUGUCAAGCUAUCGACCCCUCAUGACUUUCUCAGUCACAGUGAGAGCUCAGAUUAUUGGACAAAGCACUGCUAGACCAGUUAACAAACCAUUGAUACAAAUCAGUAGUUAUUUGCACUUCUUAUUUUAGACUUAUGACAAAAGUUGACCAUAUGCAUUUAGUAAUUAUGUAAAAGUGAAGUAUGUAAUUUUAAGGACAGAAUUAAAAACAUACACAAGGAUUGGGCUCAUUUAAUGUGUUUGCAAAUGUUAGGUAUCGCUUCAUUUAGCAUCCUGUCCUUUGGCAAACAUAAAACCAGACCAUUAAGUAAACACAACAGUUAAUGCCGGCAGGCGUUACCAUCAGGACACUAGUGAUGGAAAAGGUGGUUAUGAGUUGUGUGUCAGUAAAAAACUGAAGAUGGUCAUUUACCUAAUGUGGUCAGAAUCAGCCAUUAUACAUCGCUGACUAUGUGUUCCUAGUUUAGAAAGGUUAGGAUUCUAUCCAUUUUUUUUUUUAAUUUUCAAUCACUUUGAGGCCUCAAUCUAAAUGAAAAUCCUCGCUUUAUUUUUAAAUGUCUAUUGCCCAAGUCCCCCAGGUUACUGUUAAAGCACAAAGAAAUAUUAAUUGUUCAGUUAUACUUUCCUUCUCCCUGCUAACUCUGGGACGCAGGUCAGUCGGCAACACUUUGAAUUAUGCAGGAAAUGGUAAGCUUCCCCUGCAUACAUGCAUGAUACAGAUCCAACACAGUUUGAUAACAUGCCUUUAGUGGUCUGUGUGUGCGUGUGCGUGUGUGUUUGUACCUGCGUGUUUUAUUAGGUUUUAUGGCCUUUUGUGUAUGUUUGAGAAAGUUUGGGGGGUGGAGUUGGCACCUUAGUUUUUGCACAGUAUGGUAAUCUAUGUAACUCUACAUUGCCCUCCGUCAGUAAGGUCCUGCUAAAAUGUGGAGCAGUGGCGUCCAUUUAACUUCAAGAAAAGAGGGCGGGGAGGUGAUACAGGGACAGUUUAGACUGUGAAUGCUGCUGUAGAGCUGUCGUUGCACAUGCCAUGUUGCUACCACUUCCAUCUGUACUGCGGUACUUUUGGACAACCGUUUCACGUACAAAAGCCUUUUGGAAGUUUUUCCUUUGUUCCAUCUCAAUCUUAAUAAUCAACUUAAAGAGGAACACCAUUUAAAUUUAAGGUAGCAUAAGCAGCAAUUGUUGGUUGGUGUUUUUUAACACAUAGUCUGCACAGCCAGACUUACCUAUCUCCCCAGUGCUGUGUCAGCGCCGGAAUAUGGUCUGGCUACACUGCUUAUCUGCCGAGCUUCAUCCUGUUGCUGUGUGUGUUUGUGUUGGGUGGUCAAACAGACGCAAAGCCGCAUUAAUACACAGUUUGGACAAACAAGUUUGGACAUUUGCAUUAAUGAGAAAGUGUGUCCAAACUUUUGACUGCUUCUGUACGUGGAGCCCAAAGACUAUGGUUGAUGCCUGGAAAAGUUCCAAACACAGAAGAAUAAGAAGAAAAUACAAACAGGGUCUCCAAAGGGAAUACUUUUGUAUGAGUACACUUUUCUUUUUAGCAAAAUGCUGCUUAGUACACCUUUUAAGAAUAUGAAGAAUAUGUUAUUUCAAUGGUAAAUGUUUGUGAACAUGAGCUACUCUCUCUCAUAGCCAGAAACCAGAGAAGUAAGUCUCAAACUUCAGGUAUAAAGUCUGGACCUGCUUCAUAGACAACAAAUGCUUGUUUUCUUUUUGAUACCCUAACAAGCUUUAUUCUAUAGUGUUCUCAGUUCUGAACAGAAAAUGAAUCCAUGUGCUCUCAGUGUCACCUCAAACAUCUAUCCCAUUUCAUUGUCUAUGGAGCAGUCUUUUAUGACAUCACAAAUUUGAGUUUUAACACUAGUUUUUGGAUUUGGGAGAGAGUUGUUACUGUUUACUAAUAUUUUUGGGCUGUCUUAGACCAUAAGAAUAACACGUAUGAAUUUUCAAAAUGGGCUAGUUCCCCUUUAAGCCACGUCAGUAAUCAAAGGAACAGUUAGACCAAAUAAAAAAAGAAACCACAUAAUGAUUAAUAUGAAGACCAGCUCUCUUCCAAAGCUACAUGUUUGUGUAUUAGAGUGGCACUUUGUGGAGCUGCUUCAUUUAUGCUCUGUGGCAAAUUUGACACGUUUGAGUUCUUGCACAUGAAUAGAUUUCCAGCAACAUUAGUUCUGAGUUAGAAAUGUGCUCAUAUCCCCGGAAAUGACUCCUUAGUGUCUGUCAUUCGCUAACAAUUAACAGCUGCACAAAUGUUUCUUAUUCACGAGCCAGAAAGCGCUUUGGCUCUGUCUUUGACUCUCGGGAGAAAUCUAAAAAUGUCCACCUUUUUUACAGGAAUGAUAAAUGGGUACUGAUUUAGGGUGGAUUUUCUGCUUUUAAAUUCAGGAUUGAACAUUAAGGUUUGCUCAGAUGGGAAUAGGGUGCUGUAUGUUUGUGUAUGACUGCUUGUUAGACCUUUCCUUGUUUGUAAGCAUACAUAUACAUGUACAGGCAAGUAAUAAAUAGACAUUGCAACUGAAAA